Messenger RNA from Saccharomyces kudriavzevii IFO 1802, 3399 nucleotides. It is a transcript of the gene MDM1, whose product is annotated as Mdm1p. Bases 1 to 3399 code for a protein of 1132 amino acids. Gene Ontology annotation, molecular function: phosphatidylinositol binding. Lineage: Eukaryota; Fungi; Ascomycota; Saccharomycetes; Saccharomycetales; Saccharomycetaceae. Gene Ontology annotation, cellular component: intracellular membrane-bounded organelle. The transcript has a single exon. The record is from RefSeq and is a predicted model, not a curated record.
AUGCUCAAUUUUCUGCAACAGUUUCAAUUGGUUUCAGUUUUAUUUUGCUUGAUAUUACUAGCAAUGAUACCAUGGUCGAUAGUUAGUUUUGUCUUGGGGUUCUUUUUCAGCAUCUGCAUAUUUGGAUACUUCAUAUUCUUCAAAUCUUUACCUGAUUUACCGACGACUCAGCCUAAAUUUAUCCAUCUUGUGCCGGAGAAGUCGAAUAUAGUGGAAGUAGAUAAAGAAUUGACCUCAACUGAAGAUUUAAUACAUGAAGGGAAUGCACAAAUUGGUAAGGAAUUAGAGGCCAUAGUCGACUUAAUUAUUAGAGAUUUUGUAGAAUCCUGGUUCACAAGAAUUGAUAAAAAUGCUAAUGCAAAUUUUCUGAAAGUCCUGAAGUGGAGAUUGUUACAAACGCUGGUGGUAGUCAAAGAAAAGCUAAUGAAGAAUGACAGUGCUAGUUUGAUUGUUUUGAAGCUGUUGCCUAUAUUCAACAAGCAUUUCAGUACUUUUUGUGAUGCCAGAGAAGCUGUAUUGAGUGAUUUGACCCUUGAAAGGCAAAAAGCAGCCAAUAUUGGUCUACAAAUUGCUGUAGAGUUCAAUAAGAAUUACAAGUUACAUAAAUCACUGUCAUUGAAGCCGAACGCUCUAGAAAAAGAAAUCGAAGAGUCUAUAAGAAAAACCGUGAUCGGUCUUCUUCCUCACCUCUUUGAUAACGAUGAGUUAGACUCAUUGUUUGUUUUUACAUUGGUGACGGAAGUUUUAACUACAUGCAUUAUUUCCCCACUGAUUUUCAAAUUUACUGAUCCAGAUAGUUGGAAUUUAAAAGUUGUUAGCCUUUCACAAAACUACUUUGAAGAAAAAAACAAAGUUCACAAGAUAAGAAGAAUGCUAAGUAAGGAAUUACAAGAGCAUAGGAAUGCGAUUAAUAACUUAGAGAACAAAGAAGCUGGAGGUUCGGAUGAAAAGUUGGAACUUAAUGUUAAUUAUACCGGAAAACAGUUUGAGCAUUACCUCAACCAGCUCGACUCCUUGGUAGACAUGAAUACUAUCAAGUACGUUGCAUUCUCAUUAGCUCUCAAGAUAUAUCAAUUGAAAGAUAAUGACCAUUUAACUAAGGAGGAUUUGAAAUACAAAAAGCGUUUACUACUCUCCUUGAAUUUGAUUGAAUCAAAAUUAUCGUUCCUCAGUUCAGAAAUCAAAACAGGAAACAAAAAGAUUGUCAGGGAUAGUAGUUAUUCAGAUUUGCAUAUGGACAGUAAAAUAGUAUCAAAGGAAAUGACCUCAUUUCUCGCGGCAAUCACUUUGAGAGACAUUAUAGACGAUAGCAAUUGCAUAACAUUUUUCAGGUCAUUCUUAAAUAGCGUUUCUGAAACUCAGGGCAGUACAUUUCUAGAAUACUCGCAAACAAUUGAAUCAUUCAAAAAUCCCUUAGAAGAUGCCAUUUCUGAGGAUAUAAUUUCAGGAUAUUCUGGUAUCAAUACCCUUCAACUGAAAGAGAUUUCUUCAAAGUUUUUUCAUGACAAUAACUUACAAAAUAUGAAGUUGCUGGACGAAGGCUUAGUAAGGAAUAUCAUACUUUUUACAAAUUCCUUUCAAAUGAAUAACGAUGAAGAAACAUUUAUUCUGGCCAGAAAAAGUGCUCUGCUACUACAAACAGAGGCUAUAAAGUGCCUUGAUGAUAAAUAUUUACCACUAUUCAAGAAAUCUUCUUUCUUUCUCAGAAUGCUUUCAACGCCGGAUAUCAUUUCGACAGACAUAUAUUCUCAUUUUUUGAGCGCGAGCGGUAGUGAUAACAUAAAGCAAAGUAAGGUUAUCCAAAAAAGCUCAAAGACAGAUUUCUUGAAUCCGGUUAGAAUUUUCGCAAACCCUGGUAUCACAGAUGCUUUAGACGAUAUAGUAAAUGGAUCUGAGUCGAAACCAGAUAAAACAAAAAUAAGUUCAAAUCCACAGUAUACACAGUUGUUUGGCUCUGAGAAUGAUAAUAUUUUUAAAGAUAAACUCUUCGACGAUGACAACGAUAAUACCUCUGAAUUUUACGUUACUGAGGACCAGUUGGAUCUCGCACGUAGUGUGGAAAAAGCGAGUGUCUCUAGUGCAAAUUCGGAUAUAAAUCACAGCCAACACCGUUUGUCAAAUAAUUUCAGGGACAAUAUAGCAAGUUUGACUAUAUCAAUUGACCAAAUCGAAAAAGAAUUAGAAUUGUUGAGGCAUUUAAUUUUGAAGGCAGAUUUAACCAAUAACCAAACGCAAUUAAAAAUUUUGAAAAAAUCACAAAGAACACUAUUGAAAGAGUUAGAAAUGAAAGAACUUCUGAAACAGCAAUAUAUGGUGCAAGAGAAUUCUAACAGUUUGUUCAGAAAGACAAAAAUCUACAUAAGAUCUUACUUUAGUGAGAAUUCCGGUAAUGACCUAAAGGAAAUUACCUAUUAUAUCAUAAAUAUUCACCACUUCAACAAUGGACAAGUAAGCUCCUGGGAUAUGGCAAGAAGGUUCAAUGAGUUUUUUGAACUAAAUUCAUACUUGAAAAAACAUUUUAGGUCCUCAAUGAAGCAGUUGCAGGACUUGUUUCCAUCAAAAAUGAAAAUGUCAUUGAAAUACCAUGUAACGAAAACAUUACUCUAUGAAGAAAGAAAACAAAAACUUGAAAGGUACUUGAGAGAAUUGCUGUCUAUUUCUGAAAUAUGCGAAGACCACAUUUUCAGAAGAUUUUUGACGGACCCUUCCUCGUUCAAGCUAGACAGGGAUCCCAUGCAUGAUGAUUUCUCGGAAGAACCGCCACAUGAACCUAAUAACAGCAACAGCACGAGCAAUAGCAGUUCUGUCGUUGAAUUACAAACCACCGAAGGCCUCGGCAACGAACUGGAUUUCUAUGAAGACGAACGGCAUUUUUUUACUGAUUCUGGAUACCCUUUUUAUUCGCAAAACAAAUCCUUUGUUAAACAGAUAUGUGAUCUAUUUAUUUCGCUAUUUGUACUGAAUAAAACGAAUGCUGGUUGGUUAAGGGGCAGGGCUAUAAUUACUGUUUUACAACAACUUCUUGGCAGCACCAUCGAAAAGUACAUAAAAGUCAGUAUUCAAAAAUUGAGGUCAGAUGAUCAGGUACUAGAAGCAGUGGUCGCAUUUAAGAAUAUGCUAUGGGGUGAUAGCGGCGUGUUCGAAAGGAAAAGGAAUGGAAUGGUGGAGCCCACAAGAACAAAAGGUGAAAAGUUACGAACAGAACAAGAUGCUCUAACUAGUCUACAAAGAUUAUUUGCAGAGACUUGUGGGCGUGUAGUCGGUUUAAGAGAUUCUCACGAAGCUGCUGGUAGGGUUCAUGCCAUGUUGCAAAAUCCGUAUUUGAAUGCCAGCCUAUUAUUGGAGAUUUUUGACGCAAUUUUAUUGGAUAUAAUAUGUAAUGAUGAAAACGAAAACUAA